Egretta garzetta (little egret) is the source of this 5804-nucleotide messenger RNA. RefSeq names its product golgi associated, gamma adaptin ear containing, ARF binding protein 3 (gene GGA3). Gene Ontology annotation, biological process: vesicle-mediated transport; intracellular protein transport. The coding region runs from base 1278 to 3536 and encodes 752 amino acids. Gene Ontology annotation, cellular component: trans-Golgi network. NCBI's taxonomy places the organism in Eukaryota, Metazoa, Chordata, Aves, Pelecaniformes, Ardeidae. The transcript has 17 exons. The record is from RefSeq and is a predicted model, not a curated record. Gene Ontology annotation, molecular function: ubiquitin binding; phosphatidylinositol binding; small GTPase binding.
AUCCACACACAGGGGCUCCUGCUGCUGUCUCUGGGAGGCUCUCCCGCACAUGCCUAGCGUGUUGCUGAGAUUUUCUUCUUUUUUUAAUAGUUAUUUGUUUGAUUACAGUGGUGAGUGAAGUUCCUAAGAAGUUGGGUACCAGACAAACAGCAGAAGAUGGUGCUUACCCUAAAUACCUUAGAGUAUAAAACUUGUUACCCUUUUGGAGUUAUCCUUCCAUAAACAAGAUUAAAUAAUUAUUUUUCUUUCUUGGCUUUUUUGUAUAAAAUUCAAACACAUACAUGGUAUCAUCAUCUGUUAUAGGAGUUGCUGGCUAAAUGAUGCUUUCAGCUUUUACUUCUCAUUUUAGAUCAAUCCCUUCUGUCCCCUCACCAUUUUUGCUCCUCCUCUGAACUCCCACAGUUUGUCAAUAUCUUUUAUUGUAGCCAGUGAGACACAUGAAGAAACACCCACAUCCCUUCCUUUUAAUCUUUCUCUGAGGAGAACUGACUCACCAAGUUCAGUUUGUGUGUGAAAAUAUCUCUAGUAGGAAGGAUAUUUUAGGUUGUAUAGCCUGGAAAGCUUCCUGUUUGUUUGUUCUGUGGGGUUAUUUUUUAAUUGUGGAAGUUAAGAGAGGAGUUAUCUCUCCUUCCCCAAGCAGUAGGAUAUUCUGCACCAGAGAACAUAUGCUAAAGGGUAGUGUUGCAGAGGCCUUACUCACAAGAAAUAUUGCAGUGAGCCUGAUUGCAGAGGUGUACACAUUUUUCAAGGCUUGAGUGUGGCGCUCAUUUAAGAGGAUGCAUUUAUGCCAGGUCACUGCUACAGUGAUUUGUGCUGGUGUGAUUAUAUCGCUCCUCCCAUUGUAGGGGAGCAUGGAACAUUUAGUCGACGUAAAUUACCAGAGGAGUUGUGCAGACCAGGAAGGCAGAGUGGAAAGGCUGGUACAUUUGAGUACUUUCACCAGGCCUUCUGAGGUUUGUUUUUUUUUUUUCUUGUAACCAUCACAAAGCUGUGCCAUGUCUAACACUAACCUUGAGGGUGUGCACCGGCUGUGCCCUUACUACAGGGAAGGGCCAGAAUUGCUCAGCAGCACAGCCAACUUCCCGUCACAGGGAGAUGGAAAAUUUCUUCGUGCCAGUGAUUUUUUUCUUUUUUUCUCUGGACUGGUGGUAUGCAGCCUUCCACGCUGCCCUGUCUCUGUUAUCAGGUGGAGUCAUGGACCCAUGAAGUAACAUCAUCCUCGUGUCCUAAUACUGCAGCAAGAUCUGCACUUCAGCCAGUGAUGAUCUAGCAUCUUCAUGUCUCCUGCCUCAUUUCAGGCAGCUGGGAUGAGAGAAGAUAAAGCCACUAACCCAUCUAACAGGCAAGAAGACUGGGAAUACAUCAUUGGAUUCUGUGACCAGAUCAACAAAGAACUUGAAGGGCCACAGAUAGCUGUGAGACUCCUGGCUCAUAAAAUCCAGUCACCACAGGAAUGGGAAGCAGUCCAGGCCUUGACAGUGCUAGAAGCUUGUAUGAAGAACUGUGGGAGAAGAUUUCAUAAUGAAGUAGGGAAGUUUCGCUUUUUAAACGAGUUAAUAAAAGUUGUGUCUCCAAAGUACCUGGGAGACCGAGUCUCAGAGAAAGUGAAGACGAAAGUCAUUGAAUUGCUGUAUAGCUGGACAGUGGCAUUGCCAGAAGAAUCCAAAAUCAAGGAUGCCUACUACAUGCUGAAGCGACAAGGGAUCGUUAUGUUUGAUCCUGUGAUUCCUGCAGACAGAACCCUGAUUCCUUCUCCACCGCCUCGUCCCAAAAACCCUGUGUUUGAUGAUGAGGAGAAAUCCAAGCUUCUAGCCAAACUGCUGAAAAGCAAAAACCCAGAUGAUUUACAAGAGGCCAACAAGCUUAUAAAAUCCAUGGUAAAAGAGGAUGAGGCUCGGAUUCAGAAAGUGACAAAACGCAUGCACACACUGGAGGAAGUAAAUAACAAUGUGAAGCUGCUGAAUGAGAUGUUGGUUCAUUACAGCAAGGAGGACUCGUCAGAAGCCGAUAGGGAGCUUAUGAAGGAGCUCUAUGAAAGGUGUGAAACCAAAAGACGGACAUUAUUCAAGCUGGCCAGUGAGACGGAGGAUAAUGACAGCAGUUUGGGGGAUAUUCUGCAGGCCAGUGACAAUUUAUCCCGUGUGAUAAAUUCCUAUAAAAAAAUAAUAGAGGGACAAGUGGUCAAUGGUGAAGUGGAUCUCCCUGUGAUGUCUGUAGUGGAAGGGAGUAACUCCACCAGUAAUCUCAACACCCUCAUUGACCUUGCUGGAUUGGAUGUCACCAGCACCCCGCCACCUCCAAUGCCACCCACCACCCUGACGCCAGCCCCCACAGUAGCCCCAGCAGAAAUCCCCAUUCUCCCACCUCCUCCCCAGACGGUCUCACAAUUGCGGAGCAGUUCCUCUAGCCAAGUGGAAGCCGCACCCGCUCAGCAGAGCAGCACAGCCAACUCCUUGUCCUUGCUGGAUGAGGAGCUUCUGUGCUUAGGCCUGAAUGAUCCAGCCCCUACAGCAGUGAAGGAGACAUCAGAAAACAACCAGUGGAGCAUGUUUGAGAAUGACCAGUUGGACCUGGAUUUCUUUAAUCCGAAGAUGGUGACUGUUGCUUGCAACCCUGCAGGGAACCCUCUUCUCCAUCACACAUCCCAGACCACGGGUGGAACGUCAGUCACGCUGCCCUCUGCUUUCACAGCCUCUCAGACCACUCCCAGCAUCCCAGCACCAAACUCAGCACCAUUUGUGUUCUCUGCUGUACCAGCUGCCCCUGCAGGGCCUCCUAAGACUACUCCAGCUGCUCCUGGGUACUUGAGCUCAUCUGUGGGGAGCAGUAUGUCACAUAAGAUGGAUGCAUUGGGACAACUCCUUGAAGAAGCCAAAGGGACUGCCACCCCAGGCAUGGCAACACCCUCGGUGUUCCCCGGGGUUACUUUGCCAACCACUGUUGCCUCUGCCCCGUUAAUAGCACCUGCAGGGCUUCCAGCCACUGCCCCUGGAGCCCCUCCAGUUCCUUUCCCAAGCAGCUGCACUGCUGGCUCAGGAAGUCCUCUCUUCCAGCCGGCAUCAUUCCAGCAGCAAGGCAGUCCCAUGAAAGCACCUGAAAUUUCUUUGGCCAAUGUCCAUGUUCCCUUGGAAUCCAUUAAACCCAGCAGUGCCCUCCCAGUGACAGCCUAUGACAAGAACGGCUUCCGGAUCCUCUUGCACUUUGCCAGGGAGUGCCCGCCGGGAAGGUCGGAUGUGCUGGUCGUGGUAGUCUCGAUGCUGAACACGGCACCACUUCCUGUGAAGAACAUCGUGCUGCAGGCUGCGGUGCCGAAGUCCAUGAAAGUGAAGUUACAACCACCCUCUGGCACAGAAUUGUCUCCAUUCAAUCCCAUCCAGCCGCCUGCUGCCAUCACCCAAGUCAUGCUUCUGGCAAAUCCUACAAAGGAGAAAGUGAGGCUGCGAUACAGACUGACCUUCACCCUGGGAGACCAGCCCAGCACAGAGGUUGGCGAAGUGGAUCAGUUUCCCCCGGUAGAGCAGUGGGGGAAUCUAUGACCCUAGGACACUGCCAGAGACUCUGUGACAGGACCAGGAAAGGAUCCCACAGGACUGGAAUGAAUGUGACGUGGGGAGGGACACACACGCUAUCCACUGGUGAUGUUCCGCUUUGUUUACAUGUCCUGACCACUCUGCUUGUAGCUUUAGUCCAGAAUGUUUUGCCCCCCAUUGAAGGGGUCCUGGAACAUUUACGCCAAGCAUGAACUGAGUGGCAGCCAGUAACAGGCCCGGCUGGCUGCUUUUAUCUUGACCUCUGGGGGAAUCUGGUUCUAUCUUCCACUCUAUUAAACUUGAAGUUACUGUGUUUUGAGGGGAGACCUGUCAGCAGAAGGGGCUUUAGUUGGCUUGUUCCUGUACUGCUGUCCGGAGAUACCUACAGGCUGGUGGGGUAAUGAUGCCUCCGUGAGCUCCCUCAGUGCAGAGCCCUUACGCGUGCCCUCCCUCUGACUUUUACCUCCUCAGUGCCAGACCGGGCCCGCUAAGCAUGUUGAGCAAUAAUGCUGGCUCCGUGAGGGAACGCUGAUUUUUUUUACACUGAAAUGGCACUUCGCUCCCUUCCUUCCCCUCCGCUGCUUCGUUCCCAACGGCCAAUGUAAGCAGACCCUCGCUCUGUGUUGUGCGACACUGCUGUAUCUUUAGUUGUUAUAUUUAUUUUAGCUGCCAGCCACCUCCCUGUUGUAUCCGUUCGGGGCAGCUGGGGCUGAGUUUUGUAUGCAAAUGGUUAGGAUGGUUAUUUUUCUGCCUUCCUUGCAUUCCAUAGGGUGGGGAAAAGAGGAAAUGGGCAGUGAGGAGGUGAACAGGGCUGGAAAGGAGUGGUCUGUGUUGGUGGAGGACAGCACCUGGAGCACAGACGCGUCUUUACAAUCGCUAAUCAGGUGCAGUGACUGAAUCCAGGGACAAGGAGAGAUGCCUCUCACGUCCCCUCACGCAGGCAGUAUUAUUAUUGUAGUUGAAUACUGUGUUUUAUUGAGAUGAGUACAAUGAAAUACAAGAUGUAAAUAAUAGAACUAUAGGAUAUCUAAAUAGAAACAAGCGGACAGUGAAAGGAAGGGAGGCUCCACUGGGCCGUGAUGAUGCAUGUGCUGGGUUUCGUGCCCUGUUUUAUUUGUUCCCUGUAUUAAGUGGCUAAGUGCAAUUGUCUCCGCAAGGGGCAAAGCAGUUUUGCUGGACAUCAGUGUUCUGCGCUAACAGGGGGCAGAAGAGCUGACCCCUCUAGCUCCAGUCUUACAGGAACUGGGUUUAAAUCACCACAACUUGAUUCUGGCAGUCCCUUCCUUCUCCCUCUCAGUUUCCAAUCUCAAGCAGUGCCUCCGCUAGCUUUGAGACGGACUGUUUUAAAUGAACAUGGUUUUUUAACAGCCAUUGACAAAAGCACAGACAGGGCAGGUCCUCGGACAUGCAGCUCAGCGUUUCUGGCAGUGCUGUCGAGCCGCAGCUCUCACCAAGCCAUGAACUGGAGCAGCCAGCUCAAGCGCUGAGAAAAUCAGCAGGAGGAGACCCCUGCCUGUUGUAGGAAGAAAACUCCAGAGGAGGAAGUGCUGCUGGAAUUAAUGGCGGCUGUAAAACCCGUUACUGCAAAUGCAGCUUGGAGGUAUUUAUAGUUGAGUUUUCUUUACUGUGUUGCAAAGUAAAAAUCAAUAGAGGUGAAAAACUCAGCGGAUUCAGAGGCCUGAGGCCCUAAUCAGAGGCACCAGGCAGUUGCAGGAGCUCUGAAUGUGGAAUCAAAACUCGGCCAAGGAACCUGCUGUAAACUCCUGGUCUGAAGCGCAUGAAGAGCCCAGCCUUGUCAGCUCCCUGCUGUAGAGGGCAGGUGAGAGGGGUGGGCACACUCUCUGGAUCCUUAAAGAAAGCGGUCUGAAAUCGAUGGACUAGGGUAGGAGACAAGGAGAGAGUUCUUCCUGCCUCAGACACGUUCUUGCCAGCACUUUAGACGCAGUAGGCGUGGGGCAGUGCUUAGGCCGGGGUAGUGUGUCCCGAGGAAGCAGGUUUCACUGCUGGCGGUGCCUACGCGUGAAUCUCACUGUGACUUUGAGGAAGCCAGAAGAGCACACGUGCUCUCUGCGGAAUGGUUUUGUUCUCAGUGUUAACGGCAGCGCGCUGCCCGCGCUGUACAGCCAAAUGGAAAGAUGCCGUAGUCUUGCUGUGCGGAAACACAUUGUUAAAAGCUUUGGAAAUUAAACUAUGAAUGUUCCUUGUGUGUAGGGUGAGGUUCCUGCUUCAUACCGAACAGCCGUACCUGUAUAUACAUCUCAAAUGCAUUUGUUC